Molecule: messenger RNA, 1107 nt
Organism: Pogonomyrmex barbatus (red harvester ant)
Lineage: Eukaryota; Metazoa; Arthropoda; Insecta; Hymenoptera; Formicidae
Product: cilia- and flagella-associated protein 251-like
Source: RefSeq, a predicted model, not a curated record
AUGGGGAAAUUUCUCGAAGCGGAGGAAGUGGGAGAACGCGAGGAAGUGGAUGUAGUAGGCUUAGUGAAAGAGAGAUUAACAAAACCACAUGCCCCUGGUACUGGAAUUAAAGGAAAGGAAGGAAGAGAGAAGAACGCAGGAGGGGAAGAGAGGAGUGAAGAAGAGGAAUGGAGAUAUAGAUGGAAGGAGGAGGACAUCGAAUUAUAUAAGGAAAGGACAGAAGGGGAAGAAGACGAAGAGGAGAUAAGCGAAGUUUCAGUAGAAGAAAAAUGGGGGGCGGUAAAGGAGUUGGUGAAGGACGCAAUGAUAAGAGUAAGAAUAAAAAGAAGAAAGAAGAAACUAGGUUACAAGGAAUGGUGGGACAGGAGUUGCACGAGGAAGAAGAGAAUAGUACAUAGAUUAUACAAAGGAUGGAGGAUAGGAAAGUCGAGUAGGGAAAGAUUCUUGGAAGAAAGAAGAAGUUUCAAAGAGCAUGUGGAGGAGAAGAAGAGGAAAAAAUUGCUUGGAGGAGAGGAAGUAGAGGAAGAAAGGGAAAGCGAAAGGGGGAAGAUAAAGGAGGAGAAACAAGUAGAAAGGGAACUGAAGACAGAGGAAAUAGCGGAGGCAGUAAAGAAGCUGAAGAAAGGAAAGGCAGCAGGGAUAGACGGUAUUCCUAUGGAAGCGUGGAAGUACGGAGGGGGGAAGGUGAAGAGGAGGUUAGCAGACCUGCUGACGUGUAUAUGGAAAGGAGGCGGAAUACCAGAGGACUGGAGAAAAAGCGUCAUAGCAACGAUUUAUAAGAAAGGAGACACGGAGAAAAUGGAGAACUAUAGAGGGAUAUCGUUGCUUUGCACAGCGUACAAGAUCUGCGCGGAGGUGUUGAGGAAAAGGUUGAAAGAUGAAGUCGAGCAUGGGACCCUAGUGCCCGAGAGCCAAGGUGGCUUUAGGAAGGAUUUGAGUUCGGCCUUUGACAAUGUGAAUAGGAAGGAGUUAUGGGAGAUACUGGAGAGGAAAAACAUCAAUGGGACACUAAUACAGAGGAUGAAGGAAAUUUAUGAAGAUACGAGAGCAGCAAUUAGGACGAAGGAAUGGUCUAAUCGGAAGAAUUCAAGACGAAGAAGGGAGUGA